Closterium sp. NIES-65 is the source of this 6466-nucleotide messenger RNA. The record is from the annotation of a GenBank genome assembly. Lineage: Eukaryota; Viridiplantae; Streptophyta; Zygnematophyceae; Desmidiales; Closteriaceae.
AUGUCAAUGUCGAUGGAAGCGCUACAGAUGGCCAUGGCAGAUGACGUGGACCAAUGGGAAGCCGCGGACGACCCGCAGGGAACCCUCAGCAUGAUGGCCAUGCUCCUGGGCGGCGGGGAUGCGAGUUUGGGCGGCACAAACGACGUUUUCCUGGGCGGCAGUGACUUUCAUUUGGGCGGAGCGAGUGACAUGCUGCUGGGCGGCACGUCAUUGGAAGAUCUCCUGGGUGGCGGUACCCACGGCGGCAAUGGUGGCGGAAUUGGCGGCGGGAAUGGCGGCGGGAAUGGCGGCGAUAUGGUGCACGGCCAAGGCCAGUGCGGCCCCGCGAUGGGAUUCGACAACCGCAUUGCCAGCGUCGCUGCCCAAGGCCAUCUGGACGGAGCUCUUCUCGAGGCGGCUUAUAACGGGACGCCUAUGAUGGGCGCCGGUGCUGGUUUGCCUCGUGGCAACCAUGGGCCCGCCAAUUGCGGUUCAGCUGUUCAGUGGGGCUCUUCGGAGGAGCAAGCACACGACGCCUCGUUUGUGGGACAGAGCAGCGUAAUUGGAGUUGACUCGUCCGCUGUACUCGGUACAAGCAGCCUCGUUGGUACACAUGGGCAUUCCGCCAUUGCUCCCGAUCCAACCAACCUCUGGAUGCUACAGCAGCAACAGCAACAGCAGCAACACCUGCUGCUCCAAUCCGAGCCUCACACACAGGCUUGGCCGGACCUGAAGCCACCAGCCGAUCUGAAGCCCGAGCGGAGGGCGCUGGUGGUGCAGUCGUGUGACUAUAAGGGGGGCAAGGGCGGCCGCCAGGGCGGCGCUCAGCUGCUUCAGAUGCCGCCCGGGUUGCGCCUUGCGCCGCCCGUGCCUGCGCUUGCGACUGCUGCUGUUGGAAACUCCGCCGUUGCCGCUUCUGCCACUGCUGGUUCAAAUGCUGCGGCAUUUGAGAAUUCUAAGAUAUUGCCUGGCACGGCUACUCACCCACACGUGCGUGGCAUGGCUGCAGUGCCUGGCACGGCUGCAGUGCCUGGCAUGGCGGCUCUCCCAGACGAGCGCGGAAAUGGUUAUGUGAACACGAGUGCGCGCAUGCGGCUGCCACGGGCCAGCACUGCGCCCGCGAAUGCGGCUCCUCUGGACAGCGCAGCAGCAGCAGUGGCUGUAGCGGCGGAAGUGGGGAACGAACACUUUCUUCUUGACAGCAGCGGCGGUGCUGUGAGCGGCGGCAUGUGGCGCAGCCACAGCAGCACCAGCCGGAGCAGGCCGGUCGCUGUUUGGGCGAGUGAGGCGGGAGUGAGUGGCGCAGCGGAGGGGGAACGGGCGCCCGCUGCACUGAGCGGUUUGCUGGAGUGCCCAGGGGAGCUGCAGUCAAUUGAGGGUGCUGCUGCUGCCUUUGGCACCGCUGCUGGCGCUGCUGCUGCUGCCGAUGCUGGUGCUGGCAAUGCUGGUGGUGGUGGUGGUGGUGGAAGUGAGAGAUUGGCACGAGCCGGGAUGCGCAAGAGUCGCAGCAGCAGCAGUGCCAGGCCUCGUGUCACUCAACUGGGCCCACGGGGAGGCGGCAAACGAGCAACAGCCGGCACGGGCAUGAACCGAAGCCGCAGCAGCCACGUGCUGCUCACCACCCCUGCCGCCACCACUCCUGCUACCGCCAUUCCUGACCCUGCCGCUCCUCCUUUCCACUCUCCUCCUCUUCCCACUGCUGCGGCGGCCACUGCUGGUGCCAGCAUUGGUGGAGUGCAGAAGAGUGGCGAGGCAUGCCCUGGCUCACCAGAGUGGGAUCUUCCAUCCUUCCAGCGGGAGAACCAGGCCCUGGCUCAGGCACUGCUGCACGAUGCUGACCUCGGCUUCUCACCUCCUUCCCAAACUGCUGCUGCUGCUGCUGCUGCUGCUGCUGCUGCUGCUGGUAGUGCUGGUGCUGUUGGUGGUGGUGCUGCUGCUGUGGGCUCAUAUGACGUCAGCAGAAGCAUGAGCGGAGGAGGGGCGACAGGCGCCGGGAUGAGCAGCUGCAGCCUGGGCGGCGAGACGAGCUUGGGCGGCACCAGCAUUUGCGGCACGAGCCUGGGCGCGGGCACGAGCAUGGGCGGCGGGACAAGCAUGGGCGGUGGGACAAGCACGGGCGGCGGGGUGGCAACGGGCGGCGACAGCAGCGACCCGGAGGAGCAAGGGUUGGCGAAGGGCACGUGGUUACCGGAGGAGGACGGCGUGCUGAUGGAGUAUGUGCGCUGCCACGGCCCGCGCAACUGGGGCGCGCUCAGAGCCAGAGGGCUGCUCAGACGCUCGGGCAAGAGCUGCCGAUUGCGAUGGGUCAACCAGCUGAAGCCCGGCCUGCAGGUGGGUUGCUUGAAUCAGAGGUAUGGAGGCAAGGGGUGCAAGCGGUUCAGCGAGGCGGAAGCAAGUGUGGUGCUGGCGCUGCAGCGCGCCGUGGGCAACAAGUGGGCGCACAUCGCCCGCCACCUGCCCGGCCGCACGGACAACGAUGUGAAGAACUUCUGGAACCUGCACCUCAAGCGCCAGGCCCGCCUGCGCGCUCGGGGGGGAGGGGCGCGCCUUGGCGAGGAUGGGGAUGGGGAUGGGGGUGAGCGAGAUGGUGGUAACCAAGACAGUGGUAACCACAUUGGUAACCAGAGUGAAGAAGACCAUAAGGGUGAGAAGCGGGGGAGCGGUGAAAAUGGUGAUGGGGGCCGCGACAGCACCUUGAACAGUGGCAGCCCAGAGCAUGAGGGUGGGAUGGCAGCGAGCGAGGGUGGGACUCCUGGGGCCCAUGAGGACGUUGCAUGGACCAAUCACAUGGCAGGUACCGAUCCACUCCUCCCGCGCGCCCGCCCCUCUUCCUCCUCCGGGAGGCCUCUGUCGGCCGGCAGCCGCCCGUCUUCCUCGUCCGGGCGGCAGUCAAAGCUAUCGCUGCACCAGAGGCGUCUGCAGCGGAACUCCUCUGGUGGAGGUGGCAGCGGCCUUGGCGCAACUGGCGCUGGUGGUGGGGGGGGAUGUGCACGCUGUGCUGGUUGCCGCAAUGCCGCCGGUAACAACAACGGGGUUGACAGCAUGAUCGGCACUGGUGCUGCCGCUGCUGCCGCCGCCGCUGCCGGUGCGGUGGGGAGUGGCGAUGAGGAGCAGGCACCAGGGAGUCCCACGGAGGGCGGAGGGGGAGCGGGGGAAGCCAUGGACGUGGCGGGCGCGGGGAGCAGCCUCUCUGCUCUCAAGAUAGGUGCGCCUCUCAAGAUAGGCGAGCCCAACGCGCAGCUGAAUACGCUGAUCAACCUAGAGGAUUGGAUCAACUCCCCUUCACCCGCUGCUGCUGCUCCCCCUCGCCGUACGGGCUGCUCGCCCUUCUACAUCAACCUCUCCCCCUCCGCCCGCCGCCUCCGCUCCCCCGGCUCCCCCUCCCCCCGCUCCCUCUACCUCCGCUCCCCCUCCCCCCGCGCCCUCGCCUCCCCCCGCGCCCUCCCCUCCCCCCGUCACCGCGCCUCCCCAGCCCACCGGGUCUUCCCCCACCCUCCCCCGCACCCCUCGUCCCGCCACUCCCCCCUCUCGUCCUCCCCAUCCCGUCACAACAACCACUCGGGUUCCCAGCCCUCCCCUCUCUCCUCGUCUUCCCCUCGGCCCCCCUCACGGCCUCGGCACCCCCUCUCCUCCUCCUCCCUCUCGCCCUCUCACCCCACCGGCCAUCGCUCACUGGAAAAGCAUGUGGUGGGAGCUGAGGAAAGGGAGGUGGGUGAUCAUGUGAAGCAGCAGGGCCAGGAAGGCAGUGAGGAAAGAAGGCAGGAGACAGAGAGAAGACAGUUGCAUGAGGAAAAGCAGGGGGAGGAGGAAAAGCAUGGGCAGGAAAAUCAACCUAGGGGAAUUCAAGCAGCAGAGGGAGAGGUUCCGCAGGGGACCAGCCUGGCCAGUUACAGGGUGCCACGUGGCAAGGGGCUGCUGCAGCUUCCCAAUCAAAGAAAGCCAGCCGCACACAGUGGCUCACUGGCCUCUGCCCUGGAGCCACUUCAGCAUGAGAUUAUGCCACAUCAGGAGGAAAUUCUGCCAAGUCAGCAGCUUCAGCCCAUUCAGAUGGAAUCUAGCUGGCAUAAUCCCGAGCUCGUUCACGAACCCGCAGGAAACCCUGUUGCCGAGCCUCUUGUGGAGCCUCUUGCCGAGCCUACUGCCGAGCCUAUUGCUGGAGGCAUGACCAUGUGUGAGAAGAGGGAUAGGAGCGUGUGUCGGAGCAUGAGCAUGGAGAGCAGCGUGCGAAGGAGCCAGCACCAGCAGGGUAGGAAAAGCUCUACUGGCGUUGCUGCCAGUGCCUCGCUACAAGCAUCUCCGAUAGAAGACGUGCUGGUGCCAGCAGUGCGGCAGCAGCAGAAAAUGCAAGAAUUCCAAGCGGCUCUGCACAGCCCCAGUGCGAGCCUCAAGGCGAAUGCAGGCGUGCAUGGGAUCCGCGUGUGGCAUUUGGGUGCGCCUGCUGCCGCCCUCGUGCCGCCCGUUAUUGAUGUCUCGGUUGCUGCUGCCGCCCUCGUGCCGCCCGUUAUUGAUGUCUCGGUUGCUGCUGCCGCCCAUGUGGGCAUGGGGCAGUCUGGGGAUGCUGGUGGGGUGAUAGAGUACCACUGGGCGCCAUCCGCGCCUUUCAUCGAUCUUUCUUCCGGUCCCCUCUCUGUUGCGUCUGCUCCCAUCUUUCCUCGCGGAUCGUCCUUGCGCAAUAGAGCAUUCCAAACUGCUAGGGUUCUUGACUCGUCCUCCCACAGCCAAUUCCCCACAUUCUCUUUCCCAAACCCUCGUCUCCCCAUCCCCCAACCCCCCGCUUCCGCGGAUCCUGCGCGCGCGCGCGGCAGGUUGGACAAGACGCGCAUGUUCGUGGUGGGCGCGGGGCUCUUCAGCGGACUGACCGUUGCGCUCUACCCGCUCUCCGUCAUCAAAACGCGCCUCCAGGUCUCUCCGCUCCCGCUCUCCGCCGCCCAUGCCGCCCCCGCUUCCGCUCCCCCUUCCUCUUCCGCUUCCGCUUCUGCUUCCCCCGGAGCGGGCGCGCCUGCUGCUCCCGCAAGGCCUGCGGCGCAAGCAGCGGGCAAUGCAGGGCUGGCGGGAGCAAGCGGGGUGGCGGGUUCGGGGGGAACGGGAGCAUCCCGGGCGGUGGAGGGGGCGGGAGCGGAAGCCCGCGUUAGUGGGAAUGGCGCGGCGACAGCAGCGGGCACUGCAAGAACAGGCGGAGACAAAAGGGCAACUACAGGUGCAGCAGCUGUAACACCAGUCACACGGGUAACACCAGGAACAACUGGAACAGCGGUGAGUGGAGCAACAGCUGCAGCAGGCGGAGCAACGGGGGGAGCAGCAGGCGGAGCAACGGGGGGAGCAACAGGGAGAGCAGCUUCAGCAGGAGGGGCAGCGCGGGCAGCGGCGGGGGGCAGGGGCCCAUCCUCCGUGAGCCUAGCGGUGGGCAUGGCGCGGCACAUAGCGCGCACGGAGGGCGUGAGGGGGUUCUUCCGCGGCAUGGGGACUGUGGUGGCGGGUAUGCUCCCCGGGCGGAUCAUUUAUAUGGCCGUGCUGGAGGCUGUCAAGGCCAACACGCUCAAGGGGAUUAACGGGUGGGGGAGGAGGGGGAGGGAGUGGGGGACAGGGGGGUUGGGAGUGAUGGUCUGGGAUGAGGGAGUGGGGGAUUGGGGGAGGAGGGAGGGGAAAGGGAGGGCAGGAGGAGGAUUUCCAUGUUCUUCAUUCAUCCAACCUCCCGCCGUUUUCCCCUCCCGCCGUUUUCCCCUCCCACAAUCCUAUUCUCUUUCCCAUCUCUUCCGUCCCCCUGCCGCACUCUCCCUUCGUCCCAACCCGUCCCACCCUCGCACGUGCCGUUCUCCCUUAUCCCACCCGCUCCUCCCACUCGCCCAUCAUCAGAUCAGCUCUCGUCUCGUGGCACAGCAGGGCGACCUGCCACACCACGCCACCAGACCCGCACCCGCUGCACCAGGAGCGCCGCUAGCAGCUUCCACACCAGCAGCGGCAGCAGGAGCAGCAAGAGCAGGAGCGGCAGCGGCAGGAGGAGGGGCAGGGGCGGGGGCAGUGCGGUAUAAGGGGGGGAUUGACGCACUGGUGAUGAUACUGCGAACGGAGGGGCCGCGUGGGCUGUACCGUGGGUUUGGGUUGUCGGUGCUCACGUAUGCUCCCUCGGGGUUCAUCUGGUGGGGCACCUAUGGCGCCACGCAACGCCUGUUUUGGAGUUUGUACGACCAGUUGUGGGCACCAGCAGGCGGCGCAGCAGCAGCGCCCCCACUGGCGCUGGUGGUGGGCGUGCAGGUGGGGGGCGGCAUGUGUGCCGGGCUGGCGUCCGCCCUCGCCACCACCCCACUUGACACCGUCAAGACACGCAUUCAGGUGGGGCGCAGGAGCGGAGCAGCAGUGACAGUGGCCGCGGUGGUGAGGCAGCUAGUGGAGCAGGACGGGGUGAGAGGGCUGUACCGUGGCUUCGCCCCUCGCUGUGCCAGCACCAUGCUCUGGGGCACUGCCAUGGUCUCUACCUACGAGUACCUCA